AUCUCAUUCUCGCCCUCGGCUAUGGCUCGUUUUUUUUGAUGAAUUCAUGGUCGUUCUCUCUGACAACCUUCGACGAAGGAAAAUCUAAUAUCAAAAAGAAUUGGCAUCAAUAGUACCUGUGAAGUAAAUUUCUCGCAUGAUAUACUUAAAAUCAUAUUGUUAAGAAUUAUCAACUUUAUUUCUAAGCCUUCGUGAAGUAAUAGUUUUUGUGAAAUCAAGAUGUCAACUCCUGCAAGACGACGUCUCAUGAGAGAUUUUAAACGCCUUCAAGAGGACCCUCCCACUGGAGUGUCAGGUGCUCCAACUGAUAAUAAUAUCAUGAUCUGGAAUGCUGUUAUUUUCGGACCUCAUGAUACACCAUUUGAGGACGGCACAUUUAAGCUCACUAUUGAAUUUACAGAGGAGUACCCUAAUAAGCCACCCACUGUUCGUUUUGUUUCAAAGAUGUUUCAUCCAAAUGUGUAUGCAGAUGGAGGAAUAUGCUUAGACAUAUUGCAGAAUAGGUGGAGCCCUACGUACGAUGUUUCAGCCAUCUUAACUUCAAUACAGUCCCUGUUAAGUGACCCGAACCCCAAUUCUCCAGCAAACUCAAUGGCUGCUCAGCUCUAUAAAGAAAAUCGAAGGGAGUAUGAGAAGCGUGUAAAAGCAUGCGUGGAACAAUCAUUUAUUGAUUAGUAAUAAUACUUUUGGGAGUCUGCACACUCAUAUUAUACAAAAUAAUAUAAACUCCCUUAGUUGUAAGGGGUGCUACUAAUUCAUUGGGACAAGUGUUCACAAAUAACAAUUACUAUUACCCUACCAAAUACCUUUGCUGUCAGUUUUGGAUUAAAUAAAUACUAUGAACUACUUCAGUGAGUUUGCAUUAUUGAUAUACUAGUAGUUUUGAAAGUUAUUUCUGUAUCACACUAAUUGUAAAGCAAUUGUUCGUAGUAUCUCAAUAAUUGGUAUAGAAAUAUGUUUUAACCGUAGAUCAUUUUCACACUUGACUUAAAUCUCAUUAAUUCACAUUGAACUCUGAUAUAUGUAUUUAUACUGUCAAUUACGUACUUUAUGUAUUUUAAUUAUUAUACUUUGUUGAUCAUUAAAAUAUGUAUUUGAAACUAGUAUAUUUAUUAAUGUAUUGUUCCCCAAUUAAUAUAGUUGAAACAUUAUCAUCUGAAUAAUUUAUUUAUGUAUAUAUGUAUAAGUUUUAUAAAAAAAGCACAUCAUCCGUUAUUACAUAACUUUUCAGUGGCUAUCAAUAACAUAAUAAUUUGAAUUGCUUAUUUAUAACAUGAAAAUUAUAGUAAAGGUAUAUUAUGCAAAAUAUUUUUGUCAUAUUAAAUGUUUUUUUAGUUA
Leptidea sinapis is the source of this 1338-nucleotide messenger RNA. It is a transcript of the gene Ubc6, whose product is annotated as ubiquitin-conjugating enzyme E2-17 kDa. Gene Ontology annotation, molecular function: ubiquitin conjugating enzyme activity. Gene Ontology annotation, cellular component: HULC complex. The transcript has 3 exons. The record is from RefSeq and is a predicted model, not a curated record. Lineage: Eukaryota; Metazoa; Arthropoda; Insecta; Lepidoptera; Pieridae. The coding region runs from base 220 to 675 and encodes 151 amino acids. Gene Ontology annotation, biological process: proteasome-mediated ubiquitin-dependent protein catabolic process; DNA repair; protein polyubiquitination.